AUGUUUAAGGAUCCAACAAAACGUACCAAACUUGCUGAGAUCCUGCGAAAGGAGGGCACCUUUGGGGCGAUGGAAAUGAGGGUCCGAGAGAUCACUAAGAAGGUAGAGAGCGAGAGGUUGGCAGGUGGCUGGCACAAUGAGAUCAGUUUGGCUCAAGCACCUCUGUUCUGGGAUGAGGAGAUGAUUGCCAACAGCAAGCUUUGGGCACAAGCUCGCAAUCUGGUUCGCCGGAACGAAGUGCACGGGAAAGAAGAAUGGCGGAUUCCAACAAGUGAAACUUUUUCUUUUGACGCGACCCACUCUCAUGAGAUUCAAGGAAGUGGGAGCUUCGAAGUUGAAGAUCCAGAUGGGGCUUUGCUAAAUGACUCGAUUUCCGCAGAUGGAAUCACCUUGCGGGGAGGCAGACAGGCAUCAGCUGCGGCUAGCCUUGCUGCCCAUAGUGCUUCCUCCGCCAAAGUUCCAGCUUUGCCUUUGGUCCAGCAACAUGCAGACCCUUUCAGCUACCUGGUGCAGUUCGUGGAGUGCAUGUACAAGAAAUUGGACAAGCUAGACGAACAAAAGGCUGGGCACGGACAACUUCAGAGUUCCAAAAGAUCAGCUUUGUUUCAUCAACAAAGUUCCAGAAGACCAGAGUACAAGUUUGUUUAG
Durusdinium trenchii is the source of this 648-nucleotide messenger RNA. The record is from the annotation of a GenBank genome assembly. NCBI's taxonomy places the organism in Eukaryota, Dinophyceae, Suessiales, Symbiodiniaceae.